UAGCGGGAUACAGCAAUGGAAACUUGGUCAGUUGAUCAGGUCUGCAGUUGGUUGGUGGAGAAAAACUUAGGAGAGUUAGUUCAUAGGUUUCAAGAGGAAGAAGUAAGUGGGGCUGCGCUUCUAGCACUUAAUGAUCGGAUGGUUCAGCAACUGGUGAAGAAAAUUGGGCACCAAGCUGUUUUGAUGGAUUUAAUUAAAAAAUAUAAGCAGAAUAGUCAAGGACUGAAGUCCCCUGGAAGCCCCAGAGAGAUAGCCCCGACCAUGCAAACAGAAGCAGCUCUGGAUUACAGGGAUGAACCGUCCUUCAGUCCAGCCAGCCACGGGGAACAGAUGACAUCUUUCUAUCCAGCUGAAAGCCUUGAUAAUGGACUCAUUGACCAAAGAGUAUUAAAGCAGAGAAAAAAUAUGAAACAUAUUCUAGCAAGGAAUAAAGCCUUACAAUGGACCAAGUCCUAUGUUUUACCAGAGUUUCCCUAUGAUGUCAAAUGCAUGUUAGCAGAGCAGAAGUGUCCUGAUCACAGUAUGAGGAUAAAGAUCAUUGAGUUUCUCCAGGCUGACAUGACUAAGUAUCUGGAAGGUUCACUGUAUCCCACCACCCAGCAGUACAACGAUGUGGUCAACUCCCUGUUGCAGGCCCACCCUUUCCUGGACGAGGAUGGCUGUGGCUUUUUUUUAUGGAAACGAGCCCUCAAAGAUCGCUUUAAAUAUGUUCGAAGACCCAUAGAAGAUGAUGAACAAGUGAUGAGAAAUAAGUGUAAAUUUGGACACCGAAGAGGCCAGACAAGGAAAUCUCUUGCUGACAUAAGAUGCGGUGAAAUUAAAAUUGUCCAGAUAAAAGAAGAAGCUGUUUGUUUAUAUUCUGAGGUAGAUGACCAUAUUAACUGGCUCCAGCAAGAAUAUGUGAAAACAGAAAAGGACUGGAAUGAAAUUGACAGGAGGAUGAGCCAGACUUUGGAAAUAAGAAGAAAGAUGAUUGGCAGCAGAACACCUCUGAAGGACAUUCUUAAAAUGUUUCCUUUCUUGAUGUGCCCUUAUCAGAUGUUCAGAGAAUUCCAACUUCUUACAAGAACAGACAUUUAUAAGAAAACAAGAUAUAUUUUGGAAUCCUAUUCAGAAAAUAUACUGACUUCUUUUUCAGUGGUGGGCAAUCCAAUCAAUAUUGCAUUGCAAGAAAAAAUGAAACAGUAUACAGAUGAAGACAUGUUGAAAUAUAUGAAGAUGACAGCCACAUGUUUACUCCUCCCUGAUGUUUUUGGGGACGAUCCCAGCCUUUUUGUCGUUAUGAAUGAGAAGGUGCAAGUGUUCACGCCAGUGUUACAAGUUAAAAACCCUUUCAACAUUGAUGUCUGCGAAUUUUCUUUAUAUUUAGAAAAAGAGAGGCUCACAAAGGUGGACGACUGUGUUACAGCCUUGGCUGCUCUAGUAGCCGCCUUUCAUGUAUUUGGGAUCGAGUGUCCAAGAAGAUUGUCCCAAACUCUCAACUUCCUAGAGAUGCUGAUUUUUGAUAUGCACAGUCCCUGUUUUCCUUCUUUGAAAGAAAAGGAAAAGGAAUUAGAAUUUCAACACCCGGUCUCUUAA
Messenger RNA from Cynocephalus volans (Philippine flying lemur), 1578 nucleotides. RefSeq names its product sterile alpha motif domain containing 3 (gene SAMD3). Gene Ontology annotation, molecular function: protein binding. The transcript is spliced from 10 exons. Bases 16 to 1578 code for a protein of 520 amino acids. Lineage: Eukaryota; Metazoa; Chordata; Mammalia; Dermoptera; Cynocephalidae. The record is from RefSeq and is a predicted model, not a curated record.